Molecule: messenger RNA, 2688 nt
Organism: Gossypium raimondii (Peruvian cotton)
Lineage: Eukaryota; Viridiplantae; Streptophyta; Magnoliopsida; Malvales; Malvaceae
Exons: 6
Coding region: 1-2688 (895 amino acids)
Source: RefSeq, a predicted model, not a curated record
AUGAAGGAAGAGUUACCAAAGCAGUUUGAGGAGAAAUGGAAAUGGAUUGAAGAGAAGUUUAGGGCGAUAGAAAGUAUCGGCAGCUAUCGUGGAAUAGAUGCGAAAGAUCUGAGCUUAGUUCCGAAUUUGGUGCUUCCUUACAAAUUUAAGAUGCCGGAAUUCGAGAAAUAUAAUGGGACCAGCUGCCCAGAAGCUCAUAUUACUAUGUUCUGCUGGAGAAUGACGGGGUAUAUUAAUAAUGAUCAAUUAUUAAUACUCUGCUUUCAGGAUAGUCUUAUAGGUGCGGCAUUAAAAUGGUACAAUCAGCUAAGCCGGACCAAAAUUGCUACUUGGAGAGAUUUGGCACAGGCAUUCAUGAGACAAUAUAAUCAUGUCUCAGAAAUGAUGCCUGACAGGAUAACUCUGCAGAAUUUGGAGAAGAAAUCGAGCGAGAGCUUCAGACAAUACGCACAGAGGUGGAGAGAAGUGGCAGUGCAGAAUUUCUCAGAUAUAAUCAUGAGCGGCGAAAUGAUCGAGCAUGCUAUUAAAAGUGGAAGAAUAGACGGAGGGGAGAACAAUAAAAGGAUAGCCCCGAGGAAAAGAGAAAAUGAAGUGAAUAAUGUGAAUGCCUACAGUAAAUCAAUUACUGUGAGUCAACCAAGGAAAGCGGUCAUUAAUCAACAGGGCUCAUCGAAACAAGAGUCAGGAAUGAGGCAAAAUACUGAGAAACCCCAGUUCACUCCCAUUCCAAUGACAUAUAAUGAGCUGUACCAGAAUUUAUUUAAUGCACAUGUUGUCGCUCCUCGUUACUUGAGUCCUCUACAACCCCAUAUCCAAAAUGGACACUCGAUAGAAAAUUGUACUGCUUUCAAAAAAGUAGUGGAAGGACUCAUCAAAUUGGGCGUUGUCAAAUUUGGUGACUCACCUAACACAGAAAGUCCGUUGCCCAAUCAUGAGGAAGGGGCGAACGCGAUAAUUGAGAAUGGGGGAAGGAGAGUCAAAGCCAAUGUAGCAGAGAUAAGGACCCCCAUUGAAUGGGUUUGGAAACAAAUGGUGAAAGGAGGUUGCAUCAAGCAAGAUUUAAUAGAAAGGCCUAAAGGAGCAAGUAAGUUUUGUGAGUUCCACGCAGAAGAAGGCCACGACAUCCAAAAAUGUACCGAAUUCAGAACCAUGGUGCAAAACUUGAUGGAUAACAAAGAGUUGGAGUUCUAUGAAGAGAUUAAUGGACUAGAAGAAGGAGAAGUUUAUGCUGCAGAAGAAGGAUCCACGGGGAAAGCCCAAAAGGCUAAUCACCCAGUGGUAAUUAUUUCAAAACCAAUGAGCAGAGAAUCUGGAAUUCAAACAGCGCCAAAGGUCAUAAUCCAAAACCCUGUAUCCUUUCCUUAUGAGGAUAGCAAAAAGGUUCCUUGGAAUUACGACUGCAAUGUGACAAUUCCAGGAAAAGAGAGCUUGGUAAACGCUUCAGGAGAAGAUGAAGGAUUCUAUACACGAAGUGGAAAACGCUAUGAUCCGCCGGUAACUGAAAAUGAGGCUAGAGAAUUUCUAAAAUUCUUGAAACAUAGUGAGUACAGCGUGGUAGAACAAUUGCAUAAACAACCGGCUCGUAUCUCGGUGCUUGAGUUGCUUAUAAGUUCGGAGAUACAAUGUAAUGCGUUGAUUAAGGUGCUAAAUGAAACUUAUGUCGCUCACGAUAUCUCAGUGAAUAAGUUGGACCGCUUGGUUAACAAUAUCAGUGCCGACAAUUUCAUUUUCUUUAAUGAUGAUGAAAUACCGCCGAGGGGAAGAGGAGCCACCAAAGCAUUACAUAUCACUGCUCGUUGCGGGGAGUAUGCGUUAGCAGGAGUGCUAAUUGAUAAUGGGUCAGCCUUGAAUGUUUUACCCCUAUCCACCUUAAAUAGGUUACCGGUGGAUAGCUCUCACAUGAAAUCAUGCCAGAAUAUAGUGAGAGCAUUUGAUGGUACUAAAAGGAAGGUGAUGGGAAGAAUAGAAAUACCCCUCUUGAUUGGCCCAAAUACAUACGAGGUGGAUUUCUUAGUGAUAGAUAUCAAGCCUUCGUAUAACUGCUUGUUGGGAAGACCCUGGAUUCAUUCAGCAGGAGCGCUUGGGAAAGGAGCUAUGCUCGGAAGAGGACUAGGAAGAUGCCUUCAAGGAAGGAUAGAGGCACCAGUGCUGAAGGACAAGCAAGACCGUUUUGGUUUAGGAUUUAAACCAAAUGCUAAGCAAAGAAGAAAAGAGUUGGAGAAAAGACAAGAGAGGAGGAAGGCGCGUGUGAACGGAAAAGAAGUUGAUUGGGAAUCGAUGGCUUUCCCCCACAUAUCCAAGACCUUUGUAUCGGGAGGAACCAUGUAUUCUGGACUGAGGACUCCAAGAAGGGAGAUCACAGAGGAAAUGGUAGGAAACUUGAACAUCAAUGCCAUAUCUGAAGAAAAAUCUGAAGAAGGAAGUACAUCAGGCAUCUAUCCCGUUGAACCUGGGAGUGAAGAGAAACAAAUCAUACCUCACAAGGAGACAGUAGAGACAGUGACCCUAGAAGAGGGAAAGAUGGUGAAGAUUGGCACAUGCAUAGCUGAAGAAAUAAAACAAGACCUCAUUGAGUUGCUUCGAGAAUUCAAGGAUGUCUUCGCAUGGUCAUAUCAAGAUAUGCCGGGGUUAAGUACUGACAUUGUAGUUCAUCGACUUCCUAUAAAGGAAGAUUGCAAACCAGUUUAG